UAAAAAUGCUGUUGUUCCAGGAAAUAACUUUUCUCGUUUUCCCCGCCUGCCUACUGAUUUCACAGUCUUCAGCAAAAGAGGAUCUGUAUGUGGACAUCAGAAUAAAAAGAAUCAGACAGGGAAGCUUUGUGAGGGCUGUGGGUGUUGCCCUGGGCCUCGUGUGUGGAGUCCUACUCCGUACUGGGCUAUACUCAGAGAAGCUGCCCUGGUCGCUGGCCUGAGCCUCCUCUCUCCUCCUUCAGGAGCCACCUGUGUCCAGAGAUCAGAAGAUGCCCCAGUCGAGCCUGCAUCCAGCUAUCCCACGACCCAGGGGUCAUGGGGCCGAGAAGGCAGCCUUGGUUCUACUGGGCGUCUGUCUGGUGUCCCUGUGGGGGCUGGGGGAGCCCCCAGAGCACACUCUGCGGUGCCUGGUGCUCCACCUGGCCUCCCUACAGCUGGGACUGCUGUUGAAAGGGGCCUGCUGUCUGAUGGAGGAGCUGUGCCACAUCCACUCCAGGUACCAGAGCAGCUAUUGGAAGGCUAUGCGGUCCUGCCUGGGCUGCCCCAUCCGCCAUGGGGCCCUGAUGCUGCUGUCCUGCUAUUUCUACUCCUCCCUCCCGAACGCGGCAGGCCUGCCCCUCUCAUGGAUGCUUGCCCUCCUGGGCCUCUCCCAGGCACUGAACAUCCUCCUGGGCCUACAGAGCCUGACCCCCGCUGAGGUCUCUACAAUCUGUGAAAAAAAGAACUUCAACGUGGCCCAUGGGCUGGCAUGGUCAUUCUACAUUGGGUAUCUGCGGCUGGUCCUGCCAGGGCUCCAGGCCCGGAUCCACGCUUACAAUCAGCUCCACAACAACACACUAUCAGGCAUGGGUAGCCGGCGCCUGUACAUCCUCUUCCCAUUGGACUGCGGGGUGCCUGAUGACCUGAGCAUGGCCGACCCCAACAUUCGUUUCCUGCAUAUGCUGCCCCAGCAGAACACUGACCGUGCUGGCAUCAAGGGUCGGGCUUAUAGCAACAGCGUCUAUGAGAUUCUAGAGAAUGGGCAGCCGGCAGCUGCCUGUGUCCUGGAGUACGCCACCCCUCUGCAGACCUUGUUUGCCAUGUCACAGGAUGGCCGGGCUGGCUUUAGCCGUGAGGAUCGGCUGGAGCAGGCCAAACUCUUCUGCCGGACACUCGAGGACAUCCUGGCAGAGGCCCCGGAGUUUCAGAACAACUGCCGCCUCAUUGUCUACCAGGAACCUGCCGAGGGAAGCAGCUUCUCCCUGUCACAGGAGGUUCUCCGGCACCUGCGGCAGGAGAAAAGGGAGGAGGUCAUGGUGGGCCACAUGGGGUCCCCGGCAGUCCCUGGUUCCUCCUGCACACUGUCCCAAGAGCCCCAGCUCCUCAUCAGUGGCAUGGAGCAGCCUCUCCCACUGCGCACUGAUGUCUUCUGAGACCAGGCUCGCCUUGCCAGAGCCUCCAGUGAUCCCAAGACUCUGGUGGGGGCUUGCUUCAGCAGCUGAAUGUCCCGCGGAGCCAUGUUCUCCCACAGGCGGCCUGGCAGAGCAAGGCUCUGGAUGUGACAUCUCAACGUGGGUCCUAUCUGUGUCCUUGGGCCACCUCACCUCUCUGAGCUUCAGCUUCUCGUCUGUGAAAUGGGAUCCUCAUCACCAUCCUACCACACAGCGUUGUGGUGUGAGGACUAGGAGUGUGUGGAAGUGUUUUGUGAAUGCUGAAUACCAUGCAAACUUUAGAGACAUGCCCAGUGUCUUCCACUGGACCCUCCAGCCUGAUGCUUGUCCCUUCUCUACCUCUUCUACCUGGGGACACUGACCUGCCUGGAUGGCACCAACAGGCUCCCUCGCCCUUUGGCUUCUGGUCAUGUUCGGUCAAUGGGGAGCCCCAGCAGAAGGGAGGGAAGGUGGAUGUGAGGUGGGGAUGUUUAUUUGUCCAGCUCCCUCCCUGCAAUAUCAAGGUCAUUGGGGGCUCUCCUGCCGGGAGACCUCUAGAUGACCUUGUCCAUCUCUAGGUUCUAGAACCUCUUCCCCUCCUUGCUCUAGCAGCAGUAUUGGCUCCCCACCCUACCCACCCUGAACAUUCACUCUCACUUGUGGUUUGCUUAUACCCUGUGCUUUCCCAAUAGUCUCUUUUAAAAA
Lepus europaeus (European hare) is the source of this 2114-nucleotide messenger RNA. RefSeq names its product stimulator of interferon genes protein-like. The transcript has 8 exons. Gene Ontology annotation, biological process: autophagosome assembly; reticulophagy; activation of innate immune response. Gene Ontology annotation, cellular component: autophagosome; plasma membrane; endoplasmic reticulum membrane. Bases 270 to 1412 code for a protein of 380 amino acids. Lineage: Eukaryota; Metazoa; Chordata; Mammalia; Lagomorpha; Leporidae. Gene Ontology annotation, molecular function: 2',3'-cyclic GMP-AMP binding; cyclic-di-GMP binding. The record is from RefSeq and is a predicted model, not a curated record.